UCAGACAAAAUGUCAUCAGACUUUGUGCUGAUGGGAACUUAGAGCUUCCUUCUGAUUCCUUUGUUGCGACAAAAUAGUUACGAUCACAACUAACUUCCUUUUCUCAGUGAUCUGCAAUGGCUCCUGUUCCUGUGCUGCUGCUGGCCACUCUGGAGGAGUUGGUUGAAGCAGAAUUUAAGACAUUUAAAUGGCACCUGACCCAGGACCUGGUGAAAGGCUUUCCUCACAUCCCAGUGAGCCAGCUGGAGAACACUGACAGACUGGACACUAUAAAGAAGAUGGUGGAGACCUACGGUCUUGAGGGAACUGUGAAGAUCUCACUGGAGAUCCUGAGGAAAAUGAGCCAGAACCAACUGGCUAAAACGCUAAAGAACGAGUACGAUGAGGUUGAGACAACAGAACCAGCAGUCGAAGACAAACUGAAAUGCUAUCUCAAGAAGAAGUACGGCUGUAUAUAUGAGGGGACGUCAAAGGAAGGGGAUUUUAUCUAUCUAAAUCAGAUCUUCACUGAGCUCCAUGUGUUUGAGGGGGCCUGGGGAGGGGUCAGAGAUGAGCAUGAGGUCAUACAUCCGAACAUCAGAACACCAGUCACAGGAGAGACCACUGUUGAAGUCAGAAACAUUUUCAAACAACAGUCCGAUCAAAAGAAGCCAAUCAGAACAGUUCUAACUCAGGGCAUUGCCGGUGUAGGAAAGACUGUCUCUAUUCAGAAGUUUAUUCUAGACUGGGCAGAAGAAAAGGAGAACCAGGACAUUGGUUUCAUCUUUCCACUUUCUUUUCGCCAAAUCAACGCUAAUAUAGGGGACGACGACUGCAGUCUGAUUGAACUGCUUCAUCAAUUCUUCCCUGACAUGGAACCAAUCAAGAAUCUAAGGAACAAGUCUAAAGUUCUGUUCAUAUUUGACGGUCUGGAUGAGUGUCGACUCCGUCUAGACUUCAACAAUAAGGUCCUGACAGAUGAAACAAAGCCAGCCUCUCUGGACAAAUUGAUCACAAACCUGAUCACAGGUGAGCUUCUGCCUUCUGCUCUCAUCUGGAUAACCUCCCGGCCUGCAGCAGCCUAUAAGAUCCCUCGAAAAUACAUCCAGCAGUGGACAGAGGUACGAGGGUUCAAUGACCCACAGAAGGACGAGUACUUCAGGAAAAAAAUCUGUGAUGACAACCUGGCCAGCAGAAUUAUCACACACAUGAAGUCAUCGAGGAGCCUACACAUCAUUUGCCACAUACCAGUGUUCUGCUGGAUAUCAGCCACUGUUCUAGAGAAACUGUUGGGUGAAGCAGAGAGAAGAAAGAUACCUAAGACUCUGACUGAGAUGAACAUACAUUUCCUGAUCUUUCAGAUAGACAGAAUGAGAGAAGCAGAAAAUUCCACAGGAAGUGACAGCAUAGUCCUUAAACUUGGAGAGCUGGCAUUCCGUCAGCUGGAGAAGGGACAUCUGAUCUUCUACAAGGAAGACCUGAGAGAGUGUGGCAUUGACGUCACAGAAGCAUCGGUGUACUCAGGUUUAUGCACGGAGAUCUUUAAGAUGGAGGGAAGGACGUGUCAGAAAACUAUGUUCAGCUUUGUGCAUCUGAGCAUCCAGGAGUUUCUUGCUGCUGUAUACGUGUUUUUCACAUUCAUAAACUGCAAUGAGAACCCACUGGUCAAACAGAACACCCUCGUCAAACUUUUGAAAUGGCGGAAACACCAACAACCUAUGAUUGACUUAUACAAGAGUGCAGUAGAUCAGGCCUUACAGAGUGAGAAUGGACACCUGGACCUUUUCCUCCGCUUCCUUCUCGGCCUCUCACUGGAGUCAAAUCAGACUCUCCUACAAGGCCUACUGAACCAGACAGGAAGAAGCUCACAGACCAAUGAGAACAUAAUUGAAUACAUCAAGAAGAAGAUCAGGAAGAAUCCCUGUCCAGAGAGAUGCAUCAAUCUGUUUCACUGUCUGAAUGAGUUGAAUGACCAUUCUCUGGUGGAGGAGAUCCAAACCUACCUGAGCUCAGGAAGUCUUUCAGAGGCCCAACUUUCACCUGCACAGUGGUCAGCUCUGGUGUUCGUGUUGCUCACUUCAGAAGAGGACCUGGAUGUGUUUGACCUGAAGAAAUACUCCAGAUCAGAGGAGGGUCUCCUGAGGUUGUUGCCAGUGGUCAAAGCGUCCAGAAUAGCUCUGCUGAAUGGAUGUAACCUCACAGAGAAAUGCUGUGAAGCCUUGGCCUCAGUUCUCAGCUCAAACACUUGUCACAUGAGAGAGCUGGACCUGAGUAAAAACAAGCUGCAGGAUUCAGGGGUGAUGCUACUCUCCGCUGCACUGGAGAGUUCACAUUGUAAACUUGAGACCCUGAGUCUGAAUGGAUGUCAACUCACAGAGAUAAGCUGUAAAAUGUUGUCUUCAGCCCUCACGUCUUCACACCUGAGAGUGCUGGACCUGAGCGACAACAAGCUGCAGGAUUCAGGAAUGAAGCUGCUCUCUGCUGGACUUGCGAGUCCACACUGUAAACUGGAGACACUGAGGCUGUCAUUCUGUGGAGUCACGAAGGAAGGCUGUGCAUCUCUGGCUUCAGCUCUGAGGUCAAACCCUUUUCAUCUGAGAGGGUUGGACCUGAGCUACAAUCACCCAGGAGACUCAGGAGUGAGCCUGCUCUCCUCUGGACUGGAGGAUACCAUGUACAAACUACAAACUGUCAUUGUUCAGCCUGGGGGAGAGGGCUGGUUGUUUAGAAGACUGUACGGCUGUGAUCUCACACUGAAUCCGAACACAGCACACAGUUACCUCUCUCUGUCUGAGGAGAACAGGAAGGUGACACAGGUGAAAGAGAAGCAGCUGUAUCCUGACCAACCAGGGAGAUAUGACAAAUGGCCCCAGGUGCUGUGUAGAGAGGGUCUGACUGGACGCUGUUACUGGGAGGUAGAGUGGAGUGGGGAUUGGGCUCUUAUAGCGGUGACAUAUAGAAGAUUAUACCAGACGGGAAGGAGACGGCUAGGAGCCAAUGACACGUCCUGGAGUCUGGACUGCUGCGGUAACAGUUACACUGCCUGGCACAAUAAUGAAAACACCGACAUAUCUGUUUCCUCCUCCCACUCCAACAGAGUAGGAGUCUAUCUGGACUGGCAGGCUGGCAUUCUGUCCUUCUACAAUGUCUCCUCUGACACACUGACCCACCUGCACUCAUUCAAUACCACAUUCACUGAGCCCCUCUACCCAGGGGUUGGGGUUAAGUUUGACUCUUCAGUGACCCUGUGUGAUGUAGAUACCAAAGACUUCAAAGUAACUCAACCAUAACAAUGUCAUGUUUUCCCACUGUAACCAAUCCUACAGGCAAUUAGAUGAGUAGUGAGUGUUGUGUUUGAAUUAAUUUGUGCUGUUGCGCCUGCAGUAUAAAAUACAUCAUAUUCAAGGUUUUUGCAACUGCACUUGAAGAAACUUUCAAAGUUCUUGAAAUGUUCCGGAUUGACUGACCUUCAUGUCUUAAAGUAAUGAUGGACUGUCAUUUCUCUUUGCCUAUUUGAGCUGUUCUUGCCAUAAUAUGAACUUUGUCUUUUACCAAAUAGAGCUAUCUAGAGCUAUUCCAAACCCUACCUAGUCACAACACAACUGAUUGGCUCAAACGCAUUAAGAAGGAAAUAAAUUCCCAAAAUGUACUUUUAACAAGGCACACCUGUUAAUUGAAACGCAUUCCAGGUGACUACCUCAUGAAGCUGGUUGAGAGAAUGCCAAGCGUCUGCAAAGCUGUCAUCAAGGCAAAGGGUGGCUACUUUGAAGAAUAUAAAAUAUUUUUUUGCUUACUAUAUGAUUCCAUAUGUGUUAUUUCAUAGUUUUAAUGUUUUCACUAUUAUUCUACAAUGUAGAAAAUAUUACAAAUAAAGAAAAACCCUUGAAUGA
Oncorhynchus keta (chum salmon) is the source of this 3869-nucleotide messenger RNA. RefSeq names its product NACHT, LRR and PYD domains-containing protein 3-like. Gene Ontology annotation, molecular function: protein binding. The transcript is spliced from 7 exons. The coding region runs from base 117 to 3269 and encodes 1050 amino acids. Lineage: Eukaryota; Metazoa; Chordata; Actinopteri; Salmoniformes; Salmonidae. The record is from RefSeq and is a predicted model, not a curated record.